Molecule: messenger RNA, 2232 nt
Organism: Saccoglossus kowalevskii
Lineage: Eukaryota; Metazoa; Hemichordata; Enteropneusta; Harrimaniidae
Product: repressor of RNA polymerase III transcription MAF1 homolog
Biological process (GO): negative regulation of transcription by RNA polymerase III
Cellular component (GO): nucleus
Molecular function (GO): RNA polymerase III core binding
Source: RefSeq, a predicted model, not a curated record
CAGCUGUUGACACUUUGUGUUGCCUUUAUGUGAAUUAUUUUGGUCAAUAUUCCUGUUUGACCCGAAGUAUAACUAUAUUGAUACGACCUGUUAUUGACCGGAGUGUGCGCUGAAUACUAUUCCAUAUCAAGAUUACAUAUUUCUGUUCUAAUUAUUGGAAACUACUAAAUUUGUUGCCUGGGCGAGUCGCGUAGAUUUUUGAUGGCGGGGAAUGAUUCAACGGACACUGCUUCCUCAGUCGUAUUCGAUCGAACAAUUUCUAUGCAAACUCGACGUUCACGACCGUAUAGUCACCCAAGUGCCAUAUUCACGAACUGAAACUACACUGUUAUAUAUUUAGUGUAAAUAUUAAUCUAUAAUUUGACAGGGAAGUGCAUUGAAUAAGCAGAGUCAGUCGUUGUCCGAGUGUCAGUGAUCGCCUUUUGUCAUUUUGACUUUUUAUUUUAUUUUUAACGACCGGCUACGAUAAAUUUGUUUAGCUGAAUACUCAACAUGAAGUUACUUGAGAAUUCCCAGCUUGAAGCUAUCAGUGAUGCAUUGUCUAUCGAGACUGGUGAUUGUAAAAUUUACGGAAAGGUUGAGAGUUACUCAUGUAAAAUGGCAGGCAAUGAUAAACGCCUUUUCAAGACAAUGAGCCAUGACGGACAGUCUCCACAUGAGCUUCAAGCGCUGUCUCCUCCCCAAACUCAGAUGUCAUUGAGUCCUAACCGCCAGUACAGUCGAAGUACAAGCUCUGAAGGAGAAGGUCCACUAUGUGAUACAUGUAGUAGAAAGAUGCUUUUCUACCUUACAUCUACAUUGAAUGCUUCUUUUCAUCCUGACUAUGACUUCAGUGACACCAAAAGUCAUGAAUUCAGUCGUGAACCAAGUUUACAAUGGGUUGUCAAUGCUAUAGACAGCAACAUGUUUGCUACUGGAGGAGCGAUGUACUCAGCUAUCAAAUCUAAACUGUGGUCUGCUAUUGAUAAUGAAGUAUCUUUACCAGAAUGUGAAUUCUACAGUUACAAUCCUGAUUUGGAAUGUGACCCCUUUGGAGAAGGUGGUGUUCUUUGGUCAUUCAACUACUUCUUUUACAAUAAGAAGAUGAAACGUAUAUUAUUCUAUUCUUGCAGAGCUGUCAGUUCUUCAGCUGGUCAGGUAUCUGCUGAUUCUGGCAUUGGACAAGAUCUUGGAAUGGAAAUGGAUGGUGAUGACAUGCAGGAAGACUAUAUAGAUGAGGAUGAUCUCACAUAUUCAUCUCAUGAAAGAGUCACGCCAUUGCUGUAUUGAAGUAGCAUUUACUGAUAAUAAAAGUACGGAAAGCAGGGAAGGUUUUUAAUGAAAGCAACUUGAAAUUGCAUGCGAUAGUUAUUUUAUCUUGUACCAUUUAAAAUGUGUGUGCAAGGUUUACCCUAAUGACCGUCAUUUGGUGGAUUUUAUUUGCAUGUAUAAAUGCUUUAUGGUCAUAGUGGGGUGUGGAAUGCAUCAUAUGAUUUUUGCUGAAGAAGCUUUUUGUCCUCUAGUUCCAUAUACUGUUGAUGCAUUAGAGUUUCAAUUUUGCUAUUUUUGCUGAUGAGUGAAAUCGGCUAAAUUAUGUUUAUUAUGAGAGUAAGAGUACAACAGAACACAUUGUUUCCCUGGUAACGCAGUGAAUAAAAAUGGCAUCACACCUGAAUAUACAUAUAUCUGUAUUUCACUUUUGAAAUAAAUAAACGGUGAAUUUUCACACAAGUUCCCAGAAGAGAAAAAAGCUAGUGCUUUCCAGAAAGUUGUUUUUCGGUGUUGUUCUUGAGUUAUUUCAGUCUGUUAUCUUAGUUUGCUCAAGUUUAUGUUACUCAAAUUUUAGGUCUAACACAAACAGCCAAAAGGCUAAACACAAAACAUAACAUGCUGAGAUAACGUCAGCAAGGUAUCAAUCGACCUUAAAUACAAGUGAAAUUAAUGUGGUGACAAAAAAAAUUCAUUAGCUCAUACAAAACAAACAUAUUUUUCCACUCAUAUGAUUUUUGUAUAAAGCAGUCAUUCUACAGGAGCCGUGGAAAAGAAAGAUGUUUUUACCAUUUAGUAACCAGAAAUGUUUUAUUUUGACAUUCAUACAUUUAAUGUGUUUUGUCUUUUCCCUUUGACUGCGUGUUAAUGUUAACGUACGAUUGCUCUUGAGCAAAAAGAUCUUUGUGAUGUCAAAAUGUUUAAAAUAAAACUUUAAGUUUAAGUUUUAAAAGAUAACCAUUCAGUUGAAAACGUAGAAUCUGA